Molecule: messenger RNA, 1527 nt
Organism: Pocillopora meandrina
Lineage: Eukaryota; Metazoa; Cnidaria; Anthozoa; Scleractinia; Pocilloporidae
Source: the annotation of a GenBank genome assembly
GAAUAUUAUGAGAAAGCCCUUGCCAUCGCUAUAGAAAUUGGCGACAAACAAGUACAAAGUAAAUCGUACGGUAACCUUGGAAAUGUGUUUCAAUUACUUGGAGAAUACCAGAAGGCUAAAGAAUAUUGUGAGAAAGCCCUUGCCAUCGCUAUAGAAAUUGGCGACAAACAAGUACAAAGUGCAUUGUACAGUGACCUUGGAAGUGUUUUUAAAUCGCUUGGAGAAUACCAGAAGGCUAAAGAAUAUUAUGAGAAAGUCCUUGCCAUCGCUAUAGAAAUUGGCGACAAACAAGUACAAAGUGCAGCAUACAAUAACCUUGCAAAUUUUUUCCAAUUGGGUGGAGAAUACCAGAAGGCUAAAGAAUAUUGUGAAAAAGCCCUUGCCAUCGCUAUAGAAAUUGGCGACAAACAAGUACAAAGUUCAUUGUACGGUAACCUUGGAAGUGUUUUUAAAUCGCUUGGAGAAUACGAGAAGGCUAAAGAAUAUUGUGAGAAAGCCCUUGCCAUCGCUAUAGAAAUUGGCGACAAACAAGUACAAAGUGCAUUGUACAGUGACCUUGGAAGUGUUUUUAAAUCGCUUGGAGAAUACCAGAAGGCUAAAGAAUAUUAUGAGAAAGCCCUUGCCAUCGCUAUAGAAAUUGGCGACAAACAAGUACAAAGUAAAUCGUACGGUAACCUUGGAAGUGUUUUUAAAUCGCUUGGAGAAUACCAGAAGGCUAAAGAAUAUUGUGAAAAAGCCCUUGCCAUCGCUAUAGAAAUUGGCGACAAACAAGUACAAAGUUCAUUGUACGGUAACCUUGGAAGUGUUUUUAAAUCGCUUGGAGAAUACGAGAAGGCUAAAGAAUAUUGUGAGAAAGCCCUUGCCAUCGCUAUAGAAAGUGGCGACAAACAAGUACAAAGUGCAUCGUACAGUGACCUUGGAAGUGUUUUUAAAUCGCUUGGAGAAUACCAGAAGGCUAAAGAAUAUUAUGAGAAAGUCCUUGCCAUCGCUAUAGAAAUUGGCGACAAACAAGUACAAAGUAAAUCGUACGGUAACCUUGGAAAUGUGUUUCAAUUACUUGGAGAAUACCAGAAGGCUAAAGAAUAUUAUGAGAAAGCCCUUCCCAUCGCUAUAGAAAUUGGCGACAAACAAGUACAAAGUGCAUUGUACAGUAACCUUGGAAGUGUUUUUAAAUCGCUUGGAGAAUACCAGAAGGCUAAAGAAUAUUAUGAGAAAGUCCUUGCCAUCGCUAUAGAAAUUGGCGACAAACAAGUACAAAGUUCAUUGUACGGUAACCUUGGAAGUGUUUUUAAAUCGCUUGGAGAAUACGAGAAGGCUAAAGAAUAUUAUGAGAAAGCCCUUGCCAUCGCUAUAGAAAUUGGCGACAAACAAGUACAAAGUUCAUCGUACGGUAACCUUGGAAAUGUUUUUAAAUCGCUUGGAGAAUACCAGAAGGCUAAAGAAUAUUAUGAGAAAGCCCUUGCCAUCGCUAUAGAAAUUGGCGACAAACAAGUACAAAGUGCAUUGUACAGUAACCUUGGAAGUGUU